AUACAUAGUUACCAUGUGCUUUAGUGCUUUAGCCUGGUGGUAGAACUUUCCUCCAUGAGUGUGGGGACGCAUACUAAAACUUAAUAAUGUUAGCUUAUUAAUACCAUAAUAUUAUGUUAGCUUCAACUCCAAAUCUUUAUCUGCAAAAAACAGAAAGAAUGCAAACGAAAAGCCCGAAAUUAACGAUGGCGCUCGAGGUCAUCGUUUUGAUACUGCUAUGGCUAAUAGAAGCAAAAGCAGCAAGCACAACUCCAAGGCCAUUAUGUCAAGUUUCAUGCGGUAACAAUGUGCAAAUACCAUUUCCUUUUGGAAUUGGAAAAGGUUGUUAUAUGAAUAAGAAUUUCGAGGUACGUUGCAACAAUUCAAGGCCUUUCUUGAUUAGCAUUGGCAUGGAAUUGCUGGAGUUUCAAACAGAUUACUCUUUUAUUGCCAACAAUCCUGUUAUUCAUUCGAGUUGCAGCAAUAAAUCCUCUACUGCUGCAACGAUUUCAUUGGAAGGCACUCCGUUUUACUAUUCAAAAUUCAUAAAUGACUUCACAGCGACGGGCUGUAAUAAUCAUGCUGUUCUUAUUCUUCAUAAUGGUACUAAAACAGUAGGGUGCAACUCAGCCUGUCGAAACGGAACCAGAAGUAGCUGUACGGCAACUCUUCCUCCUUAUCUACAGUCUUUUCAAGUAAACAUGACAAGUUUUUCUAGUAAUCAUAGUAGCUGCAGAUCUGCCUUCAUUUCUGUUCCGAAUUGGAUUGAAUCUCAGCCGAAAAAUAUUAUUGGUGAUUAUUCCCCUGCAGAGUUCAUAUGGGGAGAUCCUAAAGGGAGUUGUGACAUAAGUAAGAUAGCUGACAGGAACUGUACUUCUAGCAAUUGUUGGGCACAACUCAGCACAAAUCAAUUUUGUAUAUGUUCAGAAUGCCAAGAUGUGGGAAAAUGCACAGAUCCAAAGAACUUUAUGUGUAGCCUGUAUUACCUCUAUAACCCGGCAGACAAAAAAUACAUGUGUCCUCCAGGGUAUAAGGAAUCAGAUACUAUUUGCUUCCCUGAUUUUGGUGGAAAAUCUCGGAUGAAAGCCAUCCUCAUAGGUUGUGGAUCAGGUUUCGGAUCUUUGUUAGUACUUACGGGUAUAUGGUCUCUGUACAAGAUAAUAAAGAGAAGACGAGCAAUGAAGCAGAAGCAAAAUUUCUUCAAAAGGAAUGGUGGAUUGUUACUAGAACAACAGCUGUGCUCUUCAAACAAUCAUGUUGAUAAAACAAAGCUGUUCACUUCCACUGAAUUAGAGCACGCUACGGAUAACUAUCAUAAAAAUCGAAUCCUCGGUCAUGGAGGUCAAGGAACUGUCUACAAAGGAAUGUUGACUGAUGGAAAAGUUGUUGCUAUUAAGAAAUCUAAAAAAGUUGAUGAAGAUAAGCUCGCGCAGUUCAUCAAUGAGGUGGUGAUUUUGUCGCAAAUCAACCAUAGAAAUGUGGUUAAACUGAUCGGAUGCUGUCUGGAAACGGAAGUGCCUAUGCUGGUCUAUGAGUUCAUUCCAAAUGGAACACUCUUUGAUUAUUUACAACAUCCAGAUGAAGAGUUGGCAUUUACUUGGGAGAUUCGUAUUCGGAUUGCUGCUGAAAUUGCAGGCGCUCUUGCCUAUCUACAUUCAUCAGCCUCUACGCCUAUUUAUCAUCGCGAUAUCAAAUCCUCAAACAUACUUUUGGAUGAUAAAUACAGAGCAAAAUUAGCGGAUUUCGGAACUUCUAGAUCGAUUUCUAUAGAGGACACACACGUGACUACUCGAGUACAAGGAACUUUUGGAUACUUGGAUCCUGAAUUCUUCCAGUCAAGCCAGUUUACUGACAAAAGUGAUGUUUAUAGUUUUGGAGUAGUGCUUGCAGAGCUUUUAACGGGUGAAAAACCUGUAUUUUCGUCGUCGCGGUCCACUGAUUGCAGGAGUUUAGCGACGCAUUUUCUACGAUCAAUGGAGGGAGAGAAUCGUUUGUUUGAAAUUCUUGAUGCUUUAGUUCUGAAGGAGAGUAAGAAGGAACAGAUCGUUGCGACUGCAAAGCUGGCUAAGAGAUGCUUGAACUUGAAUGGUAGAAUGAGACCUACCAUGAAGACGGUGGCAUUGGAGUUGGAAGGGAUUAGGAGAGGUUCUUGUAUAGUUGAAGAACAAGCUUAUGAUGUGGUUGACAUUAGUGAAUCGUCACGCUUGUGGGAUAUUGCUUCAUCUUCUUCCCAUUUAGAGGAGCAAACUUUAGUUCAUCAUUAUACUUUAUGACUUGUGAUACAUAUAUAAUAGGAUAGAACGUUGUUGUUUAGAUUUGUAUUAUCUAUAUAUUAAAAUUUUAAUAAAAAAUUAACUAUCCAUUAAUUUAUAUUUGAAAGA
This is a messenger RNA of Mercurialis annua (annual mercury), 2360 nucleotides long. RefSeq names its product putative wall-associated receptor kinase-like 11. Gene Ontology annotation, cellular component: plasma membrane. The record is from RefSeq and is a predicted model, not a curated record. The transcript is spliced from 3 exons. Lineage: Eukaryota; Viridiplantae; Streptophyta; Magnoliopsida; Malpighiales; Euphorbiaceae. Gene Ontology annotation, molecular function: polysaccharide binding; protein serine/threonine kinase activity; ATP binding. Bases 114 to 2252 code for a protein of 712 amino acids. Gene Ontology annotation, biological process: protein phosphorylation; cell surface receptor signaling pathway.